This is a messenger RNA of Rotaria socialis, 1413 nucleotides long. NCBI's taxonomy places the organism in Eukaryota, Metazoa, Rotifera, Eurotatoria, Philodinida, Philodinidae. The record is from the annotation of a GenBank genome assembly.
AUGGGAUCUAAUAAGUUGACAACUGUUGAUGAAACUGAAUGUUCAUCGUCAUCUCAAUCACCUGAAAAUUCAUUUUUACAACCAAGUCCAGCUAAAUCAACAAUACAAAAACACACUCGAAUAAAGGAAAACUUAUACAGACAAGAUGAACAAUGUUUGUAUCUAAAUAUUUUUACUCCAAUCAAUGUAUCAAAUCAAUCGUUAUUACCAGUUCUCGUCUGGAUUCAUGGUGGUGCUCUUCAAACUGGUUGUUCAUCACAAGAUAUUCCUACUAUAUAUAAUGGAACAAAUAUUAUCGCUAAUUCUCUUCAACCGGCUAUUAUCGUAACAAUUAAUUAUCGACUAGGUGUUCUAGCUGAUUUGUAUUUACCAGCUUUAGUUGAAGAAAAUUCACCAGACCAGCCAACAGCUGGUAAUUAUUAUUAUCUAGAUAUGUUAUCAGCAUUACACUGGGUAAAUAAAAAUAUUCGCGAUUAUGGCGGCAAUCCAAAAAAUGUUUUAUUAUUUGGAGAUAGUUCUGGAGCUAGUGCUGUUGUUGACAUUGGUGCAUUAAAAGGAUCAGCCAAUCUUUAUCAACAUAUUAUAUCAGAAUCAGGCGGAGCUGGUCAUUAUAUAUAUUAUUCAAAUGUAAGUGAUGCAAUCCAAAUAUCAAAUAAGAUUGUGCAAAACAUGAAUUGUACACGUGAAAAUAAUGUACUAAUUCUUGCAUGUUUACGUAAUUCUUCAAUUAAAUAUUUGAUUGCGGCAUUCGGUCGUCGUCUGGCAAAACCAAUUAUUGAUGGAUAUUUUUUCCCUUAUCAUCCACUUUUGGCAAUAAAAAAUGGUUUAUACAAUCCAAACAUUACAAUGAUUAUAGGGAACAAUGAACAAGAACCUUUAAUGUGUCUUGAAAAUCCAGAUAUGAAUUCAACUGAGGCUAUUUCAGUGCUAAGUCAAACUAUGCCAAUACAGUGGUUACCACUGACCGUCAAUAAUUAUCAGCUGCAUAGUUGUUCUUCUAAUAGAAAUGCUAGGAAUCGUUGCUGUGAUGUUGCUCGCUUAUUAAUAAUAGAUCAGCUUUUUGAUUGUAAUGUUCAACGAAUAUACAAUAAUUUAUAUAUGAAAUAUCAACAAUCGCAUAAGCUAUAUUGGUAUCAUCUAGAUUGUAAUCCUGGGAUAUAUCCCGAAUUAUCAGUAGAAGAAGAUGCUGGUGUAUGUAGUCAUGUAGAUGAAAUCCCAUUCGUUUUCGGAAUCGUCAGUUCCUAUAAUUCAAUGAAUACCCAUAACUGUACAUGGGAUAGUCAAACACGAAGUUUUUCAAAUCAAAUCAUAUUCACAUUGGAUCAGUAUGGCUCGAAAUGGAGAACCGUUACAACCAUGGCCACAGUAUUCUCCAGCAGCAAAAAAAUAUUUUCAAAUUACACCCUAUCAUGA